AUGUUUCUUGCCGUUCCAGUUUCACAUCCCUACGUUCCAUGCUACCCGAGGGAAACUCGCAAGGUAGGAAGGAUCGAACAAAGAAAAAGAAUCCUAUGCUUUGGAGAUAGUCUCACCGCUGGAUAUUACGCGCAAGGCAAUCGUUUUCACCCGUAUGCAAAUCUACUCAAGAAGUUAUUGGGUGUCGAAGUGGAUUACAUCGGGCUUUCUGGAUGGACCACUCGACAGAUGUGCGAUAGCAAGGAUAGCGAUUCGUGCGUGGAUGUUGUGAGGAGGCAAGAACUUGUUUCGUCCAAGUUUGAUGCUCAUCAAUAUUUUGAUCGUCAGAUCUUGGAGGGGACUCCGAUUCUAUCGAACCUCAGAACCCUGCACGCCAUUGCCCGCCAAUUCGGCUGCAAGACUGUUGCGUUGACUAUCCCAGAGCUCGCUGCAGAGAGGCGACAACCGCAAAUCCACGAGACGAGGCUGCGGGUGAACGAGGCGAUUCUCCAGCGCAAGAUUGACUGCGACCUGGUUGUGGACAUCGACAAAGUUUUGCCUCUUGCGAAAGCCACACAAGUUCAGAGGAUGAGCAUCUGGGAGCCCGACGGCCUCCACUGCAACCUGAGGGGUAUGAUACCGUCGCGAGAGCCAUUUCGAGUCAGAUCACCCAAGUCAUUUGACUUCAUGUAG
Messenger RNA from Guillardia theta CCMP2712, 672 nucleotides. RefSeq lists its product as hypothetical. Lineage: Eukaryota; Cryptophyceae; Pyrenomonadales; Geminigeraceae. The transcript is spliced from 7 exons. The record is from RefSeq and is a predicted model, not a curated record. Bases 1 to 672 code for a protein of 223 amino acids.